This is a messenger RNA of Phlebotomus papatasi, 3699 nucleotides long. RefSeq names its product isoleucine--tRNA ligase, cytoplasmic (gene IleRS). Gene Ontology annotation, molecular function: tRNA binding; aminoacyl-tRNA deacylase activity; ATP binding. The record is from RefSeq and is a predicted model, not a curated record. The coding region runs from base 165 to 3620 and encodes 1151 amino acids. The transcript has 3 exons. NCBI's taxonomy places the organism in Eukaryota, Metazoa, Arthropoda, Insecta, Diptera, Psychodidae. Gene Ontology annotation, biological process: isoleucyl-tRNA aminoacylation.
GAGGUUAUGUGAGAUCUCCGUGAAGUCUCCGGAAAAGGUGUCAGUGAAAUCGUGCACCUGCAGCGGCACAUUUUUUACUUGCAAAUUUCUGCAAGAUUGCAUCAUUUUCCAGUGAAAAGUGCUAGUGAAUCAGUUUGCAACGGGACGUUGGCAAGUGAUGAAAUAUGGAGCGUGUGCCGGAGAAUAUAAAUUUCCCGCAGGAAGAGGAGAAAGUCCUCGAGUAUUGGAAGAAAGAAAGGUGUUUUGAGAAGUGUCUGCAGCAGUCGAAGAAAAAACCCAAAUAUACAUUUUACGAUGGUCCCCCAUUUGCCACGGGAUUGCCUCAUUAUGGGCACAUUCUGGCGGGAACUAUUAAAGAUGUCGUGACACGUUACGCCCAUCAGCAGGGCUACCACGUGGACAGGCGCUUUGGAUGGGAUUGCCAUGGGUUGCCCAUUGAGUAUGAAAUUGAUAAGGCAUUGGGUGUCAAGACACCUGAGGACAUUGCCAAAUUGGGGAUUAAGAAGUACAAUGAUGAGUGCAGGAAGAUUGUUAUGAGGUAUGCCAAUGAAUGGGAACAGAUUAUAGGGAGAAUGGGAAGGUGGAUAGACUUUAAGAAUGACUACAAGACUCUCUAUCCGACAUACAUGGAGAGUUUGUGGUGGGUGUUCAAGCAGUUGUACCAGAAGGGAAUGGUGUACAAAGGGGUGAAGGUGAUGCCUUAUUCUACAGCUUGCACAACUCCUCUGUCGAAUUUUGAGUCUGGUCAAAAUUACAAGGAAGUUGUCGAUCCAGCUGUUACGGUAACAUUUCCCAUUCUCGAUGAUCCCGACAAUGCCAUGAUGAUUGGCUGGACAACAACUCCAUGGACAUUGCCGUCGAAUUUAUCGCUGUGCGUCAAUCCGGAUUUGGAUUACGUAAAAGUAAGAGAAGUGUCGUCAGGGAGGGUUAUUAUCCUAAUGGAAGCUCGUCUUGAGGCUGUCUUCAAGACACCCAAGAGCUAUGAGAUCCUCGAGAGAUUCCCUGGGAAAAAGCUAGAAGGCCUGAAAUAUCAGCCUCUCUUUGAUUAUUUCGUGAAGUACAAGGAAGUAGCUUUUAGGGUUCUCGUAGAUUCCUACGUCACUGAGGAAUCUGGUACGGGAGUUGUCCAUCAAGCUCCGUACUUCGGAGAAGACGAUUACAGGGUAUGCUUGGCUAAUAAGAUAAUAACGCGUGAUCAGGAGAUCAUCUGCCCAGUAGAUGCCAGUGGAAGAUUCACCAGUGAAGUCAGGGACUUCCAAGGGCAACAUGUCAAAGAUGCAGAUAAAAAUAUCAUUGCCCUGCUCAAGAAGACCGGAAGAUUGUAUCAUGCUGGCCAGACAAAGCAUAGUUACCCGUUUUGCUGGAGAUCAGACACUCCCUUGAUCUACAAAGCUGUUCCCAGUUGGUUCAUCCGGGUGGAGCACAUGUCCGAUCGUCUCCUAAACGCCAGUUCCCACACCUACUGGGUUCCGGACUUUGUCAAGGAGAAACGUUUCGGAAAUUGGCUAAGAAGUGCUCGGGAUUGGGCUGUGAGUCGCAACAGGUACUGGGGUACACCAAUCCCAAUUUGGCUCAAUGAUGAUGGAGAAAUUGUCGUCGUGGGCAGCAUUGAGGAACUCUAUCAAGAGUCAGGAGUUCGUGUGAGUGAUCUCCAUCGAGAAAUUGUCGAUGCCAUUGAGAUUCCUUCGAAGAAACCAGGAGGAAAGCCCCUAAGGCGCAUUGACGAGGUCUUCGAUUGUUGGUUUGAAUCCGGAUCUAUGCCUUUUGCCCAGCUGCACUAUCCCUUUGAGAAUUCCGAAGACUUUGACAUGAGAUUCCCAGCGGAUUUUAUUGCCGAGGGAAUUGAUCAGACCCGUGGAUGGUUCUACACGCUGCUCGUGAUCUCAACAGCGCUCUUUGACAAGGCCCCAUUCAAGAAUUUGAUUGCCAACGGAUUGGUUUUGGCAUCUGAUGGCCAAAAGAUGUCCAAGAGGAAGAAGAAUUACCCAGAUCCAAUGGAAGUGGUGAAUGUUUAUGGAGCUGAUGCUCUGAGGCUGUACUUGAUCAAUUCUCCAGUGGUCAGGGCGGAGAAUUUGCGUUUCAAGGAAGAAGGGGUGCGUGAUAUUGUCAAGGAUGUCUUCCUGCCAUGGUACAACGCUUUCAGGUUUCUGUACCAGAAUAUUGAGAGGCUAAAGAAGGAAGAUGGCAUGGAUUUCGUCUACGAUAGUGCUUUGAAGCCCAACAAUGUCAUGGACAUUUGGAUUGUGUCAUACAAGGAGAGUCUUCUGGAGUUUGUGUCUACAGAAAUGAAAGCCUAUCGGCUGUAUACAGUCGUUCCGCGUCUGACAAAGUUCAUUGACCAACUGACGAAUUGGUAUGUGAGGCUCAACAGGAGACGACUAAAGGGAGAGCUGGGAAAGGAUGAUUGCCUGAUUUCUCUGAAUACUCUCUAUGACAUCCUCGUGACAAUGGUGAAGAUGAUGGCUCCAUUCACGCCUUUCCUCACGGAAUUUAUGUACCAGAAACUGAAGGAAUUGAGUCCAGAAGAGGCUGGAAAUGAGAGUGUACACUACCAGAUGAUGCCUUCAGCCAAGAAGACACGCAUUGAUCGGAAGAUUGAGAGGAGCGUGAGUAAUAUGCAGAGCGUGAUUGAGUUGGGGAGGAUCUUGCGUGAUCGUAAGACCAUCCCAAUCAAGUAUCCACUUCCGGAGAUCGUGGUGAUUCAUCAGAGUGAGGAAUUUUUGGAGGAUAUUAAAUCUCUGGAGGAAUUCAUUGUGAGUGAAUUGAAUGUCCGGAAGAUGAUUCUCAGCAGUGAUCGGGAGAAGUAUGGAGUGUCCAUGAAAGCUGAGCCGGAUUUCAAGGUACUUGGACAGAGACUUAAGACGGAUUUCAAGGAAGUCACUCAAGCCAUUCGUCAAUUGACCGAUGAGGAUAUUCAGGAUGGGAUCAAGAAGACCUACUUUGAGAUUCUCAGUUAUCGCAUUGAAGUGGACGAAUUGAGAUUCCUCGUUCAAGUGGCUGAGAAUCGUGAUCAGGAACAAAAGUAUGAGGCUCAGACGGAUAAUAAUGUCCUCAUUCUUCUGGACACAAAUCCCAGUGCUGAACUUGUUGAAGAGGGUCUGGCCAGGGAGAUAAUCAACCGGGUGCAAAAGUUGAAGAAGAAGGCUCAUCUUGUCCAGACGGACCAGGUUUAUGUCUAUUACACCGUCGUCCGGGAUCCCGAGGGCACGGUCGAAAAAGUGGCCAGGGAGCAUAAGAAUUUCAUUGAGCAGGCCAUCAAGAGUAAGUUUACUGUGGAUGAUCUCAAGUCUCCGAACCAAUUUCCUGAAAUCAUUUCCGAGAGCUCGGACAUCAAAGGGGCUCAGCUGAUGCUGAGGAUUGUCAAUCCGCAUGGAAAAGUCCAGGCCCCAAGUGCCAAAGUUCAAUUGGUUGGUUUUCGAUCUCGCUAUGGACCACCCCGUGAUUCUGCUACCAUCUUUCUCCAGAAUUCCCGCCACGAGACCAUAACACAGGAACAACUCAGGGAGGAAAUUGCCAUGCUUUUUGGCAUCUACGGACUCCCGUUCAAGAUUCGCCUGGAGGGUAAGGAACUGAAGGACCCUUUGGCGGCCAGUGGUAAGAUUCUCAGUGUUGAAAAAUGAAAAGAAAAAAUGAAUUUCAUGCUCGAAAAAAUUAAUUUAAUUGAUGAAUUACACAAUUGAAUAUUUGAAAUGCAAAAAA